Anopheles stephensi (Asian malaria mosquito) is the source of this 4936-nucleotide messenger RNA. RefSeq names its product ras-related protein Rab-9B (gene Rab9). Gene Ontology annotation, cellular component: late endosome; lysosome; phagocytic vesicle. Gene Ontology annotation, molecular function: GTPase activity; GTP binding. The transcript is spliced from 3 exons. NCBI's taxonomy places the organism in Eukaryota, Metazoa, Arthropoda, Insecta, Diptera, Culicidae. The record is from RefSeq and is a predicted model, not a curated record. Gene Ontology annotation, biological process: retrograde transport, endosome to Golgi. Bases 1036 to 1740 code for a protein of 234 amino acids.
UACACCUCCUUCUCGCUCUGUUAUUUUCAAGUAAAAGAUGUACGCGUACUCGUUCGUGGUCAAUUAACGUGUUCCUGAUGAUCUGUGAAUAGUGUAGUGGUUCACCGUGUUUACUGACCAAGUAUGUAAUGCCCGUGAUCGGAACAUAAAGUCGGGUGUGAGUUUCCUGCCGUGCACGUUCGGUUGUUUUGGUGAAUUGUUUUACUUCUUCUUGGGUGGUUGCGGGUUGGUGGCAGGUGAAAAAUAUCCAUCCCACUCCCACCGAAUCGUUGGCCAGUCGUAAAUGUUUUCGCAAUCUUCAUGAUCACUGCUGCGUACCGCACACACAGCCACGGAAUUCCUCACAUACGCUGGAGUUCUGAUGUCAUUCGCGAAAUAUCAGCGCAAAUCCGGUUCGAUUGUUGAGUUUGCGGUUAUUGUUUAUGUUGGUUGGCUGGUGGAGAGUGCUGUUGCUAUAGGCACCAGUGUGUGAUGCUGCAUUGUGUUGUGUUGAUUCACGUUUGAAGGUGUGCUGUGCCUCUGUGUCGCAGUGUGUGUGUGUGCUGCUGGAAGAUUGUUUGGAAUUGAUUGGGUUGGAAUUGCUGGGUCAUAAUAGUUGGGCGCCGUCGUCAUCGUCUCUUGGUCAAAGUGUAUGCGCAUAGUAAACGAGAAGUGUCCACGGGGGAAGUGCAGCCAACUGUAUGCGGUCAACGACGGAUUGCCAGCUGCGUUGGGUGCAUAUUAGUGUGUAGUGGACACGGUCAUCAACGGCUGUACAGUAGUGCGUUCAUGCCCCGGAACGCGAACGCGUGAGCUGAAUAUUACGACGAUCACGGCGGGCACGGUGAAGCAUAAUUCUCCCGUCGAGGCUAUUCGCGGCUGUUCAUGGUUCAGUGAAUUGCAGCAUAAACAACUCUCGUGCAUCGUUUUAAGUCAAGAAACACAGAGAGAGAGAGAGAGAGUGAGAAGACCGCACAAGAAGCAGCCUCCUGAGAACAAAGAAACCGGGGCCAGAAAGUAUAGAAACAACAGAAAAGGUAACCAUAGCAGGCCAAGAUGACGAAUAUGAGACCGCCGAGUAAAAACAUACUGCUAAAAGUGGUCAUUCUGGGUGACGGGAAUGUCGGCAAAAGCUGCCUAAUGAAUCGCUUCGUCUCAAACUACUUUGACGCGAACAGCUUUCAUACGAUCGGUGUGGAAUUUCUGAACAAAGACAUACAGGUGGACCAGGAACGGUAUACCCUGCAGAUCUGGGACACAGCCGGCCAAGAACGGUUUCGUGCGCUUCGGACACCGUUUUACCGUGGCACCGACAUCUGCCUGCUAACGUACGCCAUCAACGAUCGGCUCAGCUUCCGUGCGUUAGCGAGCUGGCGCGAUGAGUUCCUCCGAUACUACGACGUCAAUCCGGACCACUUCCCGUUCGUGGUCGUCGGUACGAAGAACGAUUUGCCACCGGCCCAGCGGGAAGUGACGCCCGACGAGGUUGCCCAGUGGUGCCAGGAGCAUCGCGUGACCGCCUACAUCGAAACGUCGGCCAAAACGUCGGAAAACGUGGCGACCGCAUUCGCGCUGGCGGUGCAGCAGUGGCGAAAGCUGGAACGAUCGACCGAACGGGAAUUGCGGGCCCAGGGCCACGAUACGAUCGAUCUGAUGACGAGCGUUAAUUUGAGCGCGAAUCGUAAUCGGUUCUGUUGUGCCGGGAUCGGUGGUCGUCCAACGACGGCCACCAUGCAGGACGAUGAUGAUUACCCGAACUGAGCGGACGACUCGGCUCGGUGUCGUCGUAGGUGUACGCAGCUUGAUAAUUAUGUGAUAAGAGGGGUUGGGGCUUUGGAGGAUAGAGUGUUGUAUCCCGAACUGGUAGGAUACUGGUUAGUAGGGCCGUGUAAAUUUUAACAGUAGGGCAACGGGCAGUGAAACCCUGAAGAAACGCACAAAAAGGAGUCAAGGGAAUAGGAGAGUAGGUUCCAAGUUCCAUUUCAAAGUUCUGUCGUCAGAAUCGGUCUUUAUAAGCACAGCAAUCGUUCAACUAGCUGCCAGUGGAUGUCCAGCUUUGCGACCAUGGUCUGGUACGAGUGGGACGCGCUUGUAACGCUUUUUACGCCUCAUUACAUACGCGCUCGUGACGACGAUGUGAUGCAGCAUCGUCGUGCUUGUUUGGCUAAAGCUUCAGCUGGCUGAGGUAAUUUUAGCGUCUGUUUGUUUUGCAGACAACCGUCACACACACACACACACACACACACGUGCGGAGAGAAGCACUAUGUAUGACGUUCGACAGCCGGAACACAAUCGGAUUGAUUGUUUUCUGUGUUCUGUGGAGGAACGUGUUCAUUUGCGGGGUGAUUGCCCUUUUGUAUGGUGCGCAAUGAUUUUUUCCCCCUAUAGUGAUACAAUGAUUUGUAUUUGUUCAGUCGAAUUCAUAUGUUUUUUAAACCUUUUUUGCAUUUGAAAUGCGUUGCACUAUUUAUUUACCGCGAUUCGAAUAUGGUUGGAGAAAGUAGUACAGAGAUCAGAGUAGUUGUGAGGGAAAUUUGCUUUUCUUAUUGGACUAGAACCAAAGUUGUUUAGUGUUGUUUUUCUCUCUGAUUCAAAUUUUAUUAUAUUGCUUUGGAAGCUUGCAGAAAAGCGUCCUGAAGGUAGAUAAAUGCUUAUUCAGUCUAACGGCUUGCUGUUAGCACUGUAAUCUCGGCAGGUUUUGGCAAUGAAUUUCUGGAUUUUUAAAUUAUGUCGGCUAGACGUCUUAUUGUCAGAAUUUCUGGAUGUCUUGGGGUUUAAUUUAUCCGUAGCUAGAUACCCUUGGUCUUGGUGUUGGCAGCCUUGCCUAAUUUUUUUUCACCCAUGGGUAGCGUACUGACCUGUGAUUAAACCUUUGAAGUCGUCUAAAAUUUUACCUAUUUUGGUUCGAAAGUCAACAGAGACAACAAAACUGUUUUAAACUGAAAAAAAGUCCACGCAAAUAAUAUUGAAGGCCCAUGUUGAAGGAAUUAAAUCGGAGUGAAUAGGUUAAAGUAGUGAGUUAAAUCUUACACUCACUCUUUAAUAGUUAGGUCUCGAAGAAUGAUUUAACUCUCCGUGCCGACUAACCAAUUACUCACUUUGUUUAAAUUCAUUCACAAAAAUAAUGUAAAGCGAUGGAAAUUGGGGCGGUCGGGUGGCCGAGGCGAUAACGGCGCCGGUCUUCACACGACAGGACCAGGGUUUCAAAUCCCAUCCAGACCGCCUUCCCGUACGUAGGACUGACUAUUUUACUCCGGGUAAAAUCAAGUCACAGAAAGCCAAUAAUGGCAGACCGAGACCUCACGAGGUUGUAGUGCCUAGGAAGAAGAAGAAGCGUCUUCAGCACAAUAUGGCUUGAGCCUCGAUUAAAGACAAAGAUGUUCAGAAGAACGUUUGGUCCCAUACUUGUACAGCAUGUAGGUAAACAAGCUAGGCUUCCUUUGAUUGGUCAUGUCAUGAGAAUGAUGCUGGACGAUUCAAUCCAUGCUGUCUAUUUAGGCCGAACAGAGAGAGAGAGAGAGAGAGAGAGCGUGUUGGAACAAAAUUAAGACAGAAUUAGGUUGUUGAUAAGCCAGAGGCUACAUGAUGCGAGAUGCCAAACAGAUUUCGCUAAAAAGGGGGAGAUUUGCGAAAUUUUUCCGUCAAAAUCAUCUCGGUUCAUCUACCCGCGUUGCUUAGGGCACUUCAUGCUAUCUCUCUCUUCAACCGAAAACUACCAUGGCAACGCAUGGAAAGUGACAGAGAGGGCUAGAGAGAAGCGAAAUCUUUCCGAGAUUUCAGCUCGUGGAGGCGAAAUCUUUUUGACGGAUAGAUUUCGCAUAACCCCCCCUUUUUAGCGAAAUAUUUUUGGCAUCUCGCAUCAUGUAGCCUGGCUUGAUGGGAUAUUAAGCUGCAAGACAACCGGUGGCUAGACGGUAAGCGGACUCGAUUGUAGUCCGGUACGGUAUGUUUUGUAAAACAUACGUAAAAACGUUCCGUGUAGGCUAAACAAAUCUACAACACUAAUUACUGAACGACCACAUACCUUCUUUUGGGUAUAAUUUGUGGGCUAAGUUAUACUGCUUUUGAACCGCACUAUUCGUUGACUCUGGGCAGUCCCGCAAUUCUCUCCGUGUGGCUGUCGAUGUGCAUGGCAUUUUGAGAUUGUUUUUGUUUUAACAACAUGGUUUCUCUCUGCUUGGAUGGUUCUAUUAAGGGGUUUAAAUACUAGCGUGCUUUAUACUCAACCACCACUUUCCCCUUUUUACACUCGACAAGCAAACUAACAUUUCGUACCUGAAAAACUGAUCCAAUGCAAAGCUAGCUACAGCAACGAAACACAGCGCAUACAUCGCAUUUGCAGAGAUUUUUAGCACGUCCGGUCGGUAACAGUAGUCGAAGGGCUUUUUUUUAAUUUAUGCAUCCUUUAUCACCGAACAGAACGCCCAAUACUUUCGAAUAGAAUUAGUGUAGUGGUGUAUUUAAGCUAUUUAACACAUUCCCUACUUCCCCGAUUCCCGUUUUCGUAUUUGUAAGAUAAUUGUAAAGUCCAGUCUCCCUGGUGGCUUCAGUGCAUUUGACCUUUGGUGCUGAUUUUUUUUUGUACAAGUACGGUUUCCCACUCUUGUGGUUUUGCCGAGAAGCGUAGGUUUCGUAAUUUGCACCUGUGUAACAACCGACACCCUGUGAAUUCAUCAAAACGGUCAGUGGACAUCGAGGAGUGAUCGAAUUAGAGUGAGAGAUUUUUUGUUUUAGUAAUUAGACGAUUUUAGAGAGAGAGAGGACGGGAUAUGGUGCAAAAGGUGAGCUGGACGGAUUGGGAUAGAAGUUUUCAAAAAAGGGUAGCGGUAGUUAGGAUCGAAGAAAGACAACGUGAGAUGAGAUGACGCUAUUUUGUAAUGAGAGCAUAUUCAACCUGUAACUGUACAGAGGUAAUACACACACACACUUGUAUAAUAAAGAGCAAAUUAAAACCACA